Molecule: messenger RNA, 228 nt
Organism: Phytophthora sojae
Lineage: Eukaryota; Oomycota; Peronosporomycetes; Peronosporales; Peronosporaceae
Exons: 1
Source: RefSeq, a predicted model, not a curated record
UGGAACGUCCACGCCAUACUCCGCGCGGUGACCAACAGGACUAAUAACCCACUGGAGCGCUUCAGCAGGGAGCUCAACGUCCGCUUUCUAAACCCCGUUCCCCCCACCCAAUCCUGCCGAUCUUUAUUACAAUCGAGCAGAUCUCCCGUGAACGCGUGCAGUUCCUCGUGCCAGACCCCCCUCGCCAUGUCGCUUACGAGCUUCCCGUGGCGGUGUGUCCCACGUUGA